AUGGGGGAUUUGAUCUUGGAUCCCUACAUGGAGGACGCGAUCUUGGAUCAUUCCUGCCUCGCCGAACUUCUUGCUGAUCAAACAGCUCUCCCAUUGUUCCAUCCUUACUCCGGCGGCGCCACUCCGCAGAUGGUGGAUACCGACACCUUCCUCCGCGCCAUCGGCGCACUGCCUCCGCUUGCACCGCCACCGGCAGCUCCGCUCGCACCGGCGCCACCGGACUCGCCCCGUACCCCUCACACCUACGGCAGCCUCCUCCCUGUCUACGGUGAUCUUCCACCGCUCUCUGGCGCCGUCCUCCAGGAGCCCUUGCCGCUGCCAGAAGGCAGCGAUCACCCGGUGUCACCCAAGAAGACGAUCGAGGUCGCAUCGCUGCUGCAAGAGCGCGCCGAUCAGCCGGUGGUCACCAGCAACUCAGCGACGACGACACGUCCGCAGCUGUGCGCGCCCUACGACGACGACAUCGAGGCCACCCUCCGUGCCAUGGAGACGAACCCCGUGGAGCGGCCCUCCCCGUACUUCUUGGAGACGACACAAGGUGGGCGGAUGACCGCACUGGUGCGCGCCUCGAUGAUCGCCUUCAUGGACGAGUUCAGCCGGUUGCACGAGCUCGCCGACGGCACGCUCCAGCGCGCCGCCUACUUCCUGGACCGCUACAGCUCCGCCUCGUCGCAGCAACGACCGUGUUCCUGGCGGCCAAGUACGAGGACCAGUACACCCUGA
Molecule: messenger RNA, 723 nt
Organism: Oryza sativa Japonica Group (Japanese rice)
Lineage: Eukaryota; Viridiplantae; Streptophyta; Magnoliopsida; Poales; Poaceae
Product: putative cyclin-F1-4
Source: RefSeq, a predicted model, not a curated record